ACGCCUUUUUAGUUGGGCUCUUGAAGCUUUGCGGUCUCUGGGGUUUUCUCUGUUGGUAGGCCGGACCCAGUACUUUUCUCCAUCGUGCCGCCAGUCCACUCGCCGCCGCCGUCCCCCUCUCGCUCCCUCUCCCUUUGUCGCGCCGCCGCCACCUCUCUUGUCUCGCCUGUUGCUACCUCAAGAUGUGGGGCGGCGACGACGGAGGGACUCCGGAGGUCACCCUGGAGACCUCCAUGGGAUCCUUCACCGUCGAGAUGUACCACAAGCACGCGCCCAAGACCUGCAGGAACUUCGUCGAGCUCGCGCGCCGCAAAUACUACGACAACGUCGUCUUCCACCGCAUCAUCAAGGAUUUCAUCGUGCAAGGUGGGGAUCCUAGUGGAACAGGCAGGGGCGGCGAAUCCAUCUACGGAGCAAAAUUUGAGGACGAGAUAAAGCCAGAGCUGAAGCACACCGGGGCUGGGAUUCUAUCAAUGGCAAACGCUGGUCCGAAUACAAACGGAAGCCAGUUCUUCAUCACUCUUGCACCUUGUCAAUCACUGGAUGGUAAGCACACAAUUUUUGGGAGAGUAUGCAGAGGAAUGGAAAUUGUUAAGCGCCUUGGAAGUAUUCAGACCGACAAAAAUGAUAGAUGCAAAUGGCACAUGAUCUCUCAUCUCAAUUCAUCUAUGGUGUCCAGUAUUAACCAUGGGAUCGAGAUUUGAAAGUUUCCAUGGAAACCAAUGUUGUUGAAGUGUUGGAUCUAACUCGGAUUUAUUACUUUGUUCAGGCCCAUCAAUGAAGUGAAAAUCCUGCGGACUGUUGUUAAAGAUUGAAGCACGGCUGUUGUCAUGAAACUCUUAAUCUUUGGUUGUAGCUGUUUCACAUGAGCAUGUGUUCCCAGUUUGACUGGGAGGUCUUGUAAUGUCAACUCGUACUUUGGUGUUCCUUUUUUUAACGAUGAAUCUUGCUUGCAUAUGAUCA
Triticum aestivum (bread wheat) is the source of this 963-nucleotide messenger RNA. Its product is annotated as peptidyl-prolyl cis-trans isomerase CYP18-2. Gene Ontology annotation, molecular function: peptidyl-prolyl cis-trans isomerase activity. NCBI's taxonomy places the organism in Eukaryota, Viridiplantae, Streptophyta, Magnoliopsida, Poales, Poaceae. The record is from RefSeq and is a predicted model, not a curated record. Gene Ontology annotation, biological process: protein peptidyl-prolyl isomerization; protein folding. Gene Ontology annotation, cellular component: catalytic step 2 spliceosome. Bases 183 to 704 code for a protein of 173 amino acids. The transcript has 6 exons.